AUGGGAGACGUUUCUGGCAUUGGUCCCGAUUUCUUCGCCUGGGAUAAAUGGCGCCUGGGCUGGAUUAAUGACGAUUCCGUCGACUGUGUUUCAGAUCCAGGAAUCACUGAGCACACCCUUAUACCAUUGGAGCUGAAGACUUCUGACAAAGACAUCAAGGCCGUUGUCGUCGCCGUUAACCAUACUUCAGCACUUGUCGCCGAGGCCCGUGUCCCCAAGGGAAUUGACUCAGACGUCUGCGCCCCUGGUGUCUUACUCUAUACGGUCGACACCUCGGUCAAAUCAGGCUCUGGUCCUGUUCGUGUUCUGGAUGUAACCCUAGGAUCAGGCGGCUGCGGUACUGACAGUGUCUACGACAAAAAGCUUGUGGACCAGUUUGGCAUCAAAGUUGUCAUCGGAACAGCCAUCAGUCUUUGCGGCUUCAUCGUACAGUUCAUUGGCCUGCGAGGCAUGCAUUGGUCGGCUUCAAUCGCUCAACUUCUGGCAGUUCUCAUCAUGAUGGCCCUUAGGGCACUGGUUCGCCGUGGGUUAGCAAAACCUCCACAAUGUAUCAAGCUUACUUCUGGGUUUGAGCUUGAUUGGUUUGCCACAACGCUGGGGGGCAUUGACAACGCUCCUUGGAUGGCUAAGCGUGCCCCAGACAGUAAUAGCCAAACAGGAAACCCAUUUCGAGAGUGGACUAUCAGGACAGGCGAGAUAGCCCAGAACAAUGAUGACGGAUCAAAAACAGACCAAACCCCCAACGCCGAUAAUUCGGGCUCCAAGGCAAAUGAAUUUGGGGGCUGA
Molecule: messenger RNA, 786 nt
Organism: Fusarium sp. VM40
Lineage: Eukaryota; Fungi; Ascomycota; Sordariomycetes; Hypocreales; Nectriaceae
Source: the annotation of a GenBank genome assembly